Rattus norvegicus (Norway rat) is the source of this 476-nucleotide messenger RNA. NCBI's taxonomy places the organism in Eukaryota, Metazoa, Chordata, Mammalia, Rodentia, Muridae. The record is from RefSeq and is a predicted model, not a curated record.
UCUCUUGCUGCAGCAACCCGAGUGGGAGUACCUGGAGCACGAGCUCGGAACGAGAAUCCUCGAGUUGUAAGAAAAUGGCAGACAAGCCGGACAUGGGGGAAAUCGCCAGCUUCAAUAAGGCCAAGCUGAAGAAAACCGAGACGCAGGAGAAGAACACCCUGCCGACCAAAGAGACCAUUGAACAGGAAAACAGGAGUGAAAUCUCCUAAAAGCCUAGGAAGACUUCCCCACCCCACCCCUUCAUCUCCAAGACCCUCUUGUGAUGUGGAGGAAGAGCCACCUGCAAGAUGGACGCGAGCCACAAGCUGCACUGUGAACCCGGGCACUUCGCGCCGAUGCCACCGGCCCGUGGGUCUCUGAAGGGGACCCCCCACACACACACUAAUCGGACUGCCAAAUUUCACCGGUUUGCCCUGGGAUAUUAUAGAAAAUUAUUUGUAUGAUUGAUGAAAAUAAAACACACCUCGUGGCAAAAA